UACUUAGCAAAGUAAAGUAAGAAGAUUUGCUAUCAUACAACAUUCAUAAAAUACACUAACGCAUACUGCCAGCAUAUUUCUCCAACGCCAAAAGGGUCACAUUAUUAGCUAAACAAAACAAUUUCGCAACGGAGUUUUUCGCUUGUUUUCCCGAGGUUUUCCGCGGUCAAGCAGUGCGCGUCUUAAUUUAUCGCUAUCUGAAUUCCCGUUAAACUGGAGAAGUGGAAGAGAACGCGCAAUUCCACCAAGAAGAUGAAUGAUCGAGGAGGUGGUGGUGGUGGCGAUGGGGGAGGAUCCUCCACAUCGGGCAACAACAACAAAUCAGCUGCUGGAAAUAACGCCGCCACUGGAAGUGCCGCUGCAGCUGCUUCUUCUUCAGCGGCGCCUGUUGAUAAGCCCACGAUUCUGGAAGGCGUGCUGCACAAUAUCUUCGAUGGACUGACUGACAAGGAGGAGCAGGUGCGUGUCGCCAUGCAGCAGGCGAUCGUUAAAAUCCUAGAAACUCAUCCGCAAAGGGCGGCGGAGAUCCUCAGCGAGCACCGGUCGCAGCAGCCCAAGAUGAGUGAGCAAACGGUGGCCAUGUUGCUAGACUGUAUUCGUCGCGUAGUGGGUGCGGAAACUCCACUGCCGCCGGCUGCCAAUCAGAAACUUAUUGCUUUGGCUCUGCAAGAACUAACUAGGAAUCCCGAACACGUUCCCCUGAUACAGAAUCCCGCCCAGCGUAUUUUAGUGGCAAUCGGACGUAGCAGUCCGGAGAGCUGCGAGCAGGUGAUGGAGGCUCUUCAGGAAAAGGGAACUAGUACCGAUGGUGUUGCCCACUUUAUGCUGAUGCAGUGUCUUGGAUUGCUGGCCACCGAGAAUCCGUCAGGUGUGGCGCCUCACAUAAAGGCAAUUUUGGGCAGAUGUCAGCCACAUCUAGUUGGAAUCCGUCAUGAUCACAUCAAGCAGGCACAUGCCUAUGCCAUCGGUAGAUUCAGUGAAGCUUUGUUGGAGGAGGGCGGUAAAGGGGAGGGGGAGAACUGCUCCACAGAGAUCAGUGUAGCCUACGAUGUGCUCUUCAAUCAGUGGCUGCACUCCCGUGAGCCGAAGGUUUGCGUGGAGAUACUCCAAGCCUUGUCCAGCAUGUAUCCCCUGCUGCCCAAAGAUCGAAUUCAAGAUCAGGCCGCCAGAUUGGUUCCCCAGAUCCUUGCCUUAUACCGACGCAGUGUGGACAGGAAUGCGGUUACCCAGUUUCUCUGCUCCGUGCUAAAAACAAACCUGGCCCUAAAUGCCACCGUUUUGGAUGGCAUCAUCGAUCCCUUGGUCACCCAUUUGUUCGACCUGGUCUGUGUGUAUCCGGACUACGAGAAGCCACAAACUGUUAAGGGUCAUUAUGAAGUGCUGCGCUGUUUUCACCUGCUAGCCGGUCAUCAUCCUUACUCAACCCGUAUCAUGGAUACAUUGCUUAUUCAUCUUCGUAACAAUAGCGAACGUGAGAGAAUGAAGUCCCUGCUGAUACUCACCCAUCUGCUCAACUCCUGUGCCGGCAACAUAGAGAACCGCAUUCCAGCCACCAUUGAGUGCCUGAAACAACUGAUCCUGAGUGAACGGGGAAUCAAGAUGAAGCUCACCCUGUUAAAGACUAUUGUGGCACUCGCUCAAAAAUCCCAUAUAAGGGACAAGGAGUUUGUGUGGUUCGUAGUCCGGCACAGUUGCAGGUACUCCAAGCCAAGCCAAGAGCAUGGCAGUCAGGAGGAACACGCGAAUCUUGUCCUAAGCUGUGAGAACACCCUGUACAUGCUAGCCUCUACAGUGGGCACCUUGGAUGAGCUACUUAAGAGGGAGCUACUGAACUACUUAAUCCUUCUGGACUACACUGAUAUUUGUGGCAAUCUCGCCAAGUGCCUAGCUAGUUUGUUUGCCAAAUCUCCACAUAUAGAGUACGAUAUAGCAGGCGAAGAUGCGGCCCCGGAGCAGGCUACACCAGACGGUGGGGGAGCCACUGGUGAAGAUCGCAGUGUCAUUAAGCGUGGGAAGGUGAUGGUCCCUGGAGCGGAGACAAUUUACGCAAGAUGUUUGGCACUCCUUGGCAACCAACAGUGCAUCAAACGCUGCUCGAAUAUCCUUAGUUUCUUGCGCUACUAUCAUCCCCAAGUGAAUCCCGCUCUGGAGGAACUAUGGGAGCGAAGAAUUCCCGACCUCUUACUACAAAUCAACAGAGAGAGUGCCUACCGUCAGCUUCUGCAUGAUUUUGUGCUGGAAACGAACGAGUUCUUAGGCGGAUUGGAUGAGAACUUUCCUCAGCGUUUGGCCAGUAAACUGGCGGACCAGAUGUACUUGUAUCCCAUGCAGUUACCCCACUCUGAGUGGCAUUUGCCUGACCUAAGUGCCGAGAGAGGCAUGCUCCUCCAGGCGGUGGCCCUAACUCUGCUCCAGGUGACCGAUGUGGCCUGCAUCUAUACUAAGAUUGAUCUCAUUGUGACGAGUGCCAGGCAGGAGAGAUUGGACAAGCAUGUCAAGCAUGCGGACUACGAGAAGCGAAUUGAACCCUGCGCCAGAGCCUUGGGCUAUAUAUCGCGUCAGCACUUGGGACAUUUGGUCAAGAAGCUAACCGAACUGGCCCAAAUCGGUGGACGAAAGCACUCCACCGGAUUCUUUAGCAAUCUGCACUUCAUUAAGGAUACGCACAAAGAGCUUGAAAAUUACAAGAGCAACCUGCUGGUGGUCAAGGCCUUCGGUCGCAUCAUGGACGAAGCCGAUCCGCUGCAAUCCAUCCAGCACCUCGAUGAGGACGACACCCUGCUGGGCUUUCUGAUCCAACAACUGGCCGUGCAUAAGGACCAAACAAUAAUGUCUGCCAUUCUACAGACCUUGCUCAGCAUCUGCAACCAGUUGAUCGCCACCAAGGACCAGUUGCCAGCACCGCUGCGCCACCGAAAGCAAAUCAUGGAGACAGUAUUCAACAUCCCCAUCGAGGCACCCUUCCACGACCUGCCACUGCUGCCCACCAUCCUCAAGCUGGGCACUGACUUUAUUCGAAUAGGUGGUCCCGAUACAGAGGAGUGUGUGGACGGCGGAGUGAUUUUUGAGAUAGCGUGCCGCAACUUCUUCGGCUGCGCCCAGCAGUUAAAAAUGAAAUUCGACUCGCAGGAGGAGGAUGAACGCAACAGCUUCCUGGCCAAACACCUGAACGAAUCUCUGCCCCAGCUAAACGCCCUGGUGCGGGCCAUCGUAGAGUUGGAUGCAUCGCCGGCCACCCUGGAUUUGAUUAUUGGCAUCCUAGAGGGUUGGACACGGGAUCGAAAUUCAGAGGUGCGAAUCUGCGCUAGCCACGUCUUUAAUAACACCUUGGAGGUCUACAUCAAGGCAAUGAAAAUUGGAUGCGAAGCCCCAUCAAAGUUUAACCAGACAGGCCAGAUGCUGGGCAAAAUUGUGCCCAGAUGCAUUGACUCAAAUGGUACGGUACGACAGGUAUCAGUGGAUAUCCUGCAGAAGACACUAGAGAUCGCGUGUAUAUACGAAACCCUGACAAUAGCUAGCAUCGACAGCACUGCUGAUUGGCUAAAAGAGAUAGAGGCCAUUAAGGAGCACAUUAUCACAGACGAACCCAAGCAGAUUUACAAUCUAGCCGGCGACAUCGCCAAGAUCAUUGCCCUGCGUAUCUCCAGCUUUCAGUACCUUCAAUUCUGCAAAACCUUGCUUCACUCGCUCCGAGAUCCCGAGCAGAGUUCCACUAUCGGCGCCAGUGUGGUUCUGAAGUUCUUCAUCCAGCAAAAGGGUUCGGAGCUAUUCCACGCCAUCCCCGACCUGGUUAGGGACAGUUUAUUGGCCCUGCAAGUGUGCGAGGUGCCCAGAGCCAAGUCCGGAGUACUUAAAGCUCUGGUGGCCCUCACCAAGCACCACCCCAAGUUGGUUUGUGCCGAAAUGCUGGCCCAGCCGCUGCCAUACGAUCCCAACCUGGUAGAGUACUGGCACCUAGUGUGCAACGAUCCGGAGUUGACGGGCAUCACACUGGACAAUUUUCUGCAGCUGCUAAGUGGCGCAUCACUGCAGGAGGGUGGCCAGGAGGCAUCGCUCUCUGAACGUCAGAAACUGGCAAGCGGUCAGCCGUUUGCUAUUUUCUGCGCCCUGCAUGAGAUGUUGCCCUGUAAGGACAUCAAGGGGCAACUGGAGACAAGAUUUUCGGAUAUAUUCUGCAUGCUGCUGACCUCUCUGAGCAGCUACACCAACCUAGCACCACCGAAUCCUGUAAAUGUCUCUUUAAGUCCCAAUCAGACGCAAUCGGGCAAAACCAAGUUUGGAUUUGUUCCCAACAAGGAUCUGGUUAAACUCAAUCCCUGCCAAAUAGCCCUGGAAACAUUUCAGGCCUUUCUAACCAACCUGGAAAUGGAGCAGAUUGCCAGCGUGCUCACUGUGAACAACCAACUGGCGAGCAGCGCAGAUUGGCACAACUACAUCGAACUGUUAACUCCAAUGGCCAUCGGACUGGGUCAGCAGUUGCAGCUGGGAAGUCCACAAAUGAGGCAGCUGGUCAACUCCUUGAGCAAAUAUGUGGCUUCGCCGCACGACGGCCAGCGAGUGGCUGCUGUGGGUCUUUUCUCCCGCUUAGUGCCACUGAAACCCACCGGUGAGCUAGCUGCUUCCAUAUUACUCCAUCUCGGAGCAGCGCUCUCGGAUCCCAAUGCGGUGGUGCGUGGUCUGAGCAUCCAGGGCAUGGGGUACGUGGGCCAAUUGGGGGAAAAGGAAGCGAAGCGCUACUCUGAAACUGCAAUCGGAGCCUUGCUGAAAGGGGUCGACGAUCCGGUUGGCGAUUGUCUGAUCAACAUUCCGCUGGAGAGCAUGCGCGGACUGUCUGGAAUCUUGCGAGCCCUGCCAAGCGAGCGCGUGGAGUCCUUCCACGUUUCUCUGGCAAUCCGUAUUCGACCAUUUCUGGGAAACUAUGCGUUAGAGAUGCGCGAGGCGGCCAUUCAAUUGUUUGGUGACAUAUGCGAGGGCAAGCACGAUGAUGGCAGCAGUUCACCAACCUCCUCAAUGGAAGCGUUAAGAGAGCAACUCAUCGCCAAUCUUUUCCCGCUGCUCCUCCAUCUAAGCGAAAGCGAGGCGGCUAUUGUGGCGGCCUGCCGCGGGACACUGCAGCGGGUUUGCCGUCUCCUGAACGCACCAAAAGUCGCGCAGAUGGCUCAGCAACAGUUGGGCGAGGAACGGAGUCACCAGCUUAACUACAACAUCUUUGUACUAGAAUUCGUGAAGUUGAUUGCGCUGGAGCUGACCGAUCACAUCCAGGAUUUCAUCGACUCGUGCUUGCCGCAGCUACGUAGUCAGUGGCCGGAGGUGCGGGGUAGUGCAGCCAUUGUUAUUGGCAUUUUGAACAACUUCCUAAGCGAACGAAACGUCCACUCUGAGGCUGUGGCCAGCAAGAUUUCCGUUCUGCUUAAGGACGAACAGGCGUUGGUACGAAUAAGGGCGGCUACCGCCCUAGGAUACUUCUUCGGUGACAUCUAGGACUUCUGGGGGACCAACUCGAUUAAUAUUAUAUGUGUGGUUAUAUUGUGUGUAUGUAAAUUAUGACUUAGUAUUGCUCCAAGUGUGAUCCCUUUGCCUCAGCAAUCGUUCCCCUUAUUAUGUUUGAUAUUUAACUCUUUGUUUUGUUAUUUAAUCGGAAUCACGUUAUAUGCUAUACCAUAUAUAUACACAUACCAUUAUUUAUAUAUUUAUAUGCAAGUUUUUGUGAAGCGUUUUGCAGCUUUAAGGCAGUCGUAUUCUAUAGAAGACUUGGUUGCCGACAAUAAUUACUUCAAUACACUGAGUCUAUUCAAAAUUACCUCGACUUUUUGAGGUUUAUUAAAAUUAAAAACUAUGAUUCCAUAGAAAAUAUGUGAUUUUAUACGUUUCUUGUUCUUAUAUUCCAUGGAUAAGCUAUUUUAAUGAAAAUAUUAAUAAAUCCUUGGAAAUGUAAUUAGCUAUUUUCAUUAAAUGUUUAUAUAAUUGUUGGACCAA
Messenger RNA from Drosophila eugracilis, 5976 nucleotides. It is a transcript of the gene c11.1, whose product is annotated as maestro heat-like repeat-containing protein family member 1. Gene Ontology annotation, cellular component: cytoplasm. NCBI's taxonomy places the organism in Eukaryota, Metazoa, Arthropoda, Insecta, Diptera, Drosophilidae. The transcript is spliced from 9 exons. The record is from RefSeq and is a predicted model, not a curated record. Bases 253 to 5481 code for a protein of 1742 amino acids.